Molecule: messenger RNA, 1197 nt
Organism: Nicotiana attenuata
Lineage: Eukaryota; Viridiplantae; Streptophyta; Magnoliopsida; Solanales; Solanaceae
Product: WEB family protein At5g16730, chloroplastic-like
Exons: 1
Coding region: 1-1197 (398 amino acids)
Source: RefSeq, a predicted model, not a curated record
AUGGAAGAGCAAAUGAGAAAACUUGAGGAGGAGAUUUGGCAGAUGAAAGAGGUAGCUAAUGAGGCGCGUGUGAAGGCAACUGGGGAACUAUUAACAGAGCUAAGGACUUCGAGGGAAUUACAGUCUAAUACUCAAGAAGAAUUGAAGAUUAAAUGUAAGAAAAUUUUUUCUCUGAAUUUGGAGAUUGAGAGAGCAAAAGAGUUUCAGCUUUGGUUAGCAGAGAAAGAAGAUAGUUUAGGAAAAUUGAAAGGGGAAUUGAAUACUGCAAAAGGGAAUGAGGCUCAGGCCAUGGAAUUAUUAUCCAAUUUCAAGAAAAGGGUUCAUGAACUAGAAGCUGAAGUAGAGAGUAGAAGAUUGUUCGAGUCUAAAAUGUUCGAUUCAUUGGUAUUGAAGACAAAGGAGUUCGAGCAAACUAGCAGGCAUUGUGAUGGUUCUUGCCAUGGGAAGGAACUAGGAUGGCUCGGGUCUGAACUUGGAUCGGCGAAGGCAAAUUUGGCUAAGACCGAAGAAAAGGAGAAGUAUGCUUCUUCAAAGGCCAAGGCUUUGAGUGAUGAGAUGCUCUUGCUUAGAAAAGAACUUAAAUUGGCAACUGAUGCAGAAGAAAAGAGCCAAACCGAAGCUACUGUGGCCAAGGAGAAACUUAGUGCUUCUCAAUUAGAACUAGAACAAGUAAAAGAUGAGGCAAGACGAUUGAAACAGAUGGUCAGAAACACUGAGGCUAGGUACCAAAAGCUUUUGGAUGAAGCAAAACAGGAAACUCUUGCUCAGCAGGAGACUGCAAGACUCGUCAAGUCUCUUAAAGAUGCUAAACAUAUGACUAGAGCUGCAAGGGAAGAAAUUUACAAAUUGAGGGACAUAUUGAAGCAGGUUAUAAAUGAAGCGAACGUUGUAAAAGCUGCUGCUGAUCUAGCUAAAGAUGAAAAUUUUCAACUCAAAGAUUCCCUAGCUGAAAAGGAGGAAAGACUUUGUUUUCUUGCUCGAGAGAUUGGACAAGUAGCCAAGGAAAUUUUCGUCAGACCUAUUGAGCUGAAUCGACAAGAAUCGGAAGAUUUAGAAGCAAAAAUUCAAGAUGAGGAUCCAGAAAAGGCUGAGGCACCAAAACAGGUAUUUCAUCAUCGGAGAGCAUCCUCAUCUACCUUCUCAGACGAUUUUGGAACACCAAGAACAGAAUUCUCCGAUUAUUCAGAUACUGAUUGA